Molecule: messenger RNA, 1355 nt
Organism: Mobula hypostoma (lesser devil ray)
Lineage: Eukaryota; Metazoa; Chordata; Chondrichthyes; Myliobatiformes; Myliobatidae
Product: complement C1q and tumor necrosis factor-related protein 9B-like
Exons: 5
Coding region: 277-1122 (281 amino acids)
Molecular function (GO): protein binding
Source: RefSeq, a predicted model, not a curated record
GUGCCCCUUUGGCUGUUGAGUGUGUCUUUCACCUGGCUUCACCUUUCUCAGAUUUAUGGAGUUCUGGCAGAUUCUGAAGCUGACCCUACACCUAUUAGUAUACAGGAUUCCACUGGUCUAGUGGAAAAAGGCUACCUCGAUGAUGAAAAUUCUGGAAUUCAACAUUCUGAGAAUCUUGACAGGGACACUGAUGAUCGCGAAAAGAGUACCUUUAAAAGGUGUGGCACCGUUCCCUUUGUUGCACACGGAUCCUACGUGCUAUUGCAUAGAAAGGCUAUGUACACUUGUAAAAAAGGAUAUGAACUACUGGGAAGUGAAACAAUCAUCUGUGAUGCAUGGGGUCGAUGGAGCCAAGCACCACUAUGUUUGCCAAGACCAAAGUUCUUUCCAGGACCUAAAGGUGAACCAGGUGAGCCAGGUCUAAUGGGAGCAAAAGGUGAACCAGGUGAAGCAGGAUCUACGGGACCAACUGGACCUUGUGGUAUUGCUGGAAGUAAAGGUGCAAGAGGUGCAGGAGGUCCCAGUGGGACGCCAGGAACAAAAGGAAGCACUGGUCUCCCUGGACUACCAGGACUAAGAGGUGCGAAUGGCAAGAAUGGCCUCCAAGGUGCAAAAGGUACUUAUGGUGAUCCUGGAGCAACUGGACCACCUGGAGCUCAAGGCGCACGAGGAAAGCCAGGAUACAAAGGAGUAGCAGGUGAUCCUGGAGAACCAGGUACUCCAGGACUCUCCAUUACCUGGAGUAGGUCUGCUUUUUGUGUCAAACUUGGCACUGGCAGUGUUCUCAGUAACCACCCAAUAGACUUCCACGAAAUUCUGUAUAAUGAAGAUGGCGACUAUAAUACUGAGAACAGUACAUUUAAUUGUCGCAUUGCUGGUGUCUAUGCAUUCCAUGCAUAUUUUGAAGUGAAAACAGGAAAUGCACAGAUUGCAAUAAUGGUAAAUGACCAACGUAUUUACCACAAUUCCCAGCCAUAUUCUUUAUAUCCUGAAAUGUCAACUGUUGGAACUAUUGUGGAACUCAAAGUAGGUGACAAAGUCUGGGUACAGCCUAUCGAUUCUGAUACUGGUAUUUGCCAUAACAGUUAUUUCAUGGGUUACUUGAUUUAUGACCGCAAAUAAAGAUGUAAUUAUUUGCAGGUGCAAUUUCACAUUUUAUGUAUAUCUAAUUCCAAUAUUGAUCUUAGCAACUACCUAUAUUCACUAUUUUCACUGGCAUGUGUUAUAUUUUUAUAAUAUACCCAUUAAACAAUCUGAAAACAAUAAAAUGUCCUUAACUCAGUUUUAUAGAUCUGGGAGUAUGGGAUACGUUAUUUAUUUGUGGGCUUUUUUUUUGCAAGAAAAGAAAAACCUAA